Molecule: messenger RNA, 7053 nt
Organism: Saccoglossus kowalevskii
Lineage: Eukaryota; Metazoa; Hemichordata; Enteropneusta; Harrimaniidae
Product: protocadherin Fat 4-like
Biological process (GO): homophilic cell-cell adhesion; multicellular organism development; cell migration
Cellular component (GO): catenin complex; membrane
Molecular function (GO): cadherin binding; beta-catenin binding; calcium ion binding
Source: RefSeq, a predicted model, not a curated record
AUGGCAAUGGAAAAAAGUAAGCGACUUGUUUCCUUCCUUUUUAUGGUUGGUUUUAUUCAAGACGUCCAUGUUGCUGUGGGUCUGGAAAUGGUCAGCCUGAACACUCCAGUGACGGUCACUGUGUUGGAGGAAGCUGCUAACGGGGAUGUUAUCUAUACUCCAAUUGAUGCAAAUGGGCAAGGUGCCAAUGCACAAUACAAAUUUGCAUUAUUACCAAAUCCUGUCGUCCCGUUUCCAUUUGAACUAGUGCAAGGUCCACCCGAUGAGGACAAUUUUGCACAGAUACGAGCUGUAGUGCCACCAGGGUUUGAUUAUGACGUCAUAACAGAGUAUAUUUUGGGAAUUACAGUGACAGAUUUAAAUGACCCUAACGAUCCUGUAGUAACAGGAAAUCUCACGGUUAAAGUAAUAGACACUAAAAGUCCGCCCAGAUUUACAAACCUUCCUGCCACUGCGACAAUUGGAGAACUGGCCACAGUUCCAGAAUUGGUAAAAUAUGUAAAAGCCACAGACGAUGACACAUAUGCAGCAGAUAUAUCUUUCAAUAUCGUUGGAAGCAGUCCGUUUGGGGCUCCGUUCAAGAUUAUAAAUGUUACGUAUGACCUGUUUGCCUGGGAAGCAGCUGUAGGAAUUCAAAAUGCUAACCUUCCUGGAUUUGACUUCGAAAAUGGACCACCAAGCUAUGAAUUAUACAUAGAGGCUGUUGAUAAUGAUGGAUUGUCCACGACGUCUACUCUAACGGUUGUGAUCUCAGAUGAGAAUGAACCAAUCAGAAUAACCAAUUUACCAUCAACUAUCUACCUGCCAGAGUCGGCCACCGGAAAUGUGUUUUUGUUGACGUGGGAAGAUGAGGAUAACACAACAACAGCUAUGCCGACCUUUAUGAUUUCUACCACACCGUCAAAUGGACCAUUCGCAGUUGACAUAUCAGGCAAUAUUCGGGUGGUCACACCGGGAUUAAAUUACUUAGAUCGAUCAUUCUGGACCGUAACCAUAUAUAUCACUGAUCCAGAUGGUCUUUCUGAUACUGGAGAUUUACAUGUUUGGGUGACAGAUGUCAAUACAGGUCCCGAUAUUACUAAUCUAGACGACACUAUACAGAUUGGUGAAAUGAGUUCAGGAGGGUCGGCCAUAUUUGUUGUACAAGCUGUAGAUGACGAUGAAGAUGAUUAUUUCUGCGUCAUGUUUUCUGAUCCAAACGAUGGUAAUUUUUACAUGAAUACAACCACCAAUACUAUCUACGUAAUCGAUUCACCUACUUUGGAUUUUGAGACAUUGGAUGAAUACAUACUUACUGUGACAUGCCAUGACACAAUGUAUGCUGGGAUACCACAUAAAUUAACGGUUCAGAUCACAGAUGAAAAUGAACCACCAGAAAUUACUGACCUGCCUGCCACAGUUACUGUACCAGAAGAUGCUAUCAAUUCAGCUGAAAUCUAUGUGGCCGAUGGUUAUGAUAUAGAUGGUGAUGAUCUGAGAUAUUCCAUAACUGUCUCCCCGGCAAGUGGGCAAGGAAAAUUUUACAUAAGUAAUACAACAAACAAUGACUGUCGUAUAAAGAUAUCCAAUAAUCCCAGUUUUGAUUUUGAGACUAUAGACCAGUAUAUAAUUGUGUUGGAGGCAACUGAUGGUGAAUUCACAGCUACUGGUACACUUAAUGUUGAUAUAACGAACACCGAUGAACCCCCUAGGUUUGUAGAAGAUAAUCAAGACAUUCUCAUCGACGAAGAACAGAUUAUCGGAACAGUAGUACCAAUCAACUGGGCAGUAAUUGAUGUCGACGAUGCACUAACUGACCUGAAUUUCUUCAUGAUCGGAGAUACAUAUUCUCCCUACUUCAGCUUUACUUGGGGUUCUACUCCUGAACUACGUGUAGCUCAAAUCAUGGACUACGAAGCUGUAUUUCCUCAACCAUUCUCAAUUACAUUCACCGUGACUGAUCCAUCAGAUGGGAAAGAUUAUCUCAAUGUCAAUAUAUAUCUGCAGAACAUCAACGAUAAUGCGCCUGUAUUCACCCAAUCAGUCUACAUAACUUCUGUUCUUGAAAUGGAGUUAUAUGGUACGCUGGUACUUCAAGUUGUGGCCAUUGAUGAUGAUGUUGCCGACCUUAUCACAUACACAAUCCAACCAGCAAGUCUAUAUUUUGACAUUGAUACUCUAACUGGAGAUAUUACUGUAACUCAGUCAAUUGACUUAGAGACAGUUGGAGGAAUGAUUACCUUCACCGUAGUAGCAACAGAUAAUGGAUCCCCAUCACAACAGACCACGGCGACAGUAGAUGUGACUGUUCUCAAUGUGGACGACAACAUUCCAUUCUUUGAUAAGCCAUACUGGAAUUGGGAGAUACGCUUUGAUGCUGACGUUGACUCAUUCGUCAAUAGUGUAUCUGCAGUAGAUGAUGAUAUAAGUGGAAGUGAUGGAGAUGGUGAUAUAACAUAUAAACUGUAUCACUCACACCCUCGUUUCAACAUGGAGACGGAUGGUCGUGUAAUUAUUACUGACGAAAUGAAUCCAGAACAGAAAUACUUAUUAUUAUGUUAUGCAGAGGAUAAUGCAACACCACCGCAUGCAUCAAAUGUUGCCACAAUUCGUAUCGAUACUUUCAUACCACAGUUGGUACUUGUUGACAUAUUCCUGGGGAUUUCAGUAAGCGAAUUCACAAUGGACAAACGAAAGGAAUUUCUUGAUACACUAAAUGGUAUUUUCACCCCAUGGUAUUUCCGUAUAUCUACUGUUCACGAGCACAAUGAUCUGCAAGUCACUUCGCGCCAACUUCUACAAAGUUCAGCAGUUGUUGAAGCAUAUGCACUUACAAGUGACCUUACAGAAUACCAAUCAAACAUUGACACAGUUAAGGAAUUCGUUUAUUUCCAAGAUUUAGUAGGCGCAAUGACAAUCGACUCUACUGGUACUCCAACAGCAAUCAUCACCGGUCCAGAGUUUGAUACAUUUCCUAUUGUGAAGGUAGAACCAACUUAUGACGUAGAGACAGCGAAUAGUUACAAUUGGUGGUUGGACACGUUAGAAGGAUUUAUAACAAUAGGGAUUCUGUCAUUAUUGCCUCUUAUUCCUCUCAUUUUCCUGAUGAUAUGUUGUUGCCGGAAGUACAGAUGUUGUUCAAGACUAGCAAGUAUGUGCAAAAGAUGCACGUGUACAUGUUUGAAAUCAUUAUGUAGGAGAUCAAAGCCACAAAAAAAGAAAGAACCUUCACCUACUCCAGUAGUUGCAAAAGCUGUUGAUGAUCAAAAUGCCAAAAAGAAAGCAGAAACACUCAUUGUAGUACCAGCACCACUACGUGCUCCGCCUCCAGAAAAGAAAGUCAGGUCUUACAAUGGGGGUUACUCAAGUGCAGCCAGCUUGAAAAAGCAAUUCGAUGCCUUCAUUGGUGACAAGAAGCCAAGCCAAGCAAAAACUGGCACUCAAAUUAAUGGAUCGAGAAAGUUGCUUGCAUCUGGGCACGCUUUUGAGACUAUCAGUAAUCCUCCGGCUUCAGUUGAUCACGCCCCGAAAACACCAAUAGGCCACCGGCAAAGCGUUAGUCAUGGAGGUGAUAGUCGGGAAAACAGUGACUUGUUUCUGGGUAACAGGUCCUGGCGACUGGAUAUAGUAUUAUCGGAUCGUGUUUCGGUAUUGGAAGAAGCUGGUAAUGGAGACGUGAUUUAUACACCAAUCGAGGCAACGGGACAGGGUGCAAAUGCUAUGUACCAAUUUGCAAUAAUACCCAAUCCGAAUGUCUCGUUUCCAUUUGAACUAGUUCAAGGUCCACCCGAUGCAAACAAUUUUGCACUGAUACGAGCAGUAGUGCCACCAGGAUUUGAUUAUGACGUCAUAACAGAGUAUAUAUUGGAAAUUACAGUAAUAGAUCUAAAUGACAAUACCCAGCCUGCAGUAACAGGAAUUAUAACGGUUGAAGUGAUAGACACUAAAAGUCCGCCCAGAUUUACAAACCUUCCUGCCACCGCGACAAUUGGAGAACUAGCUACAGUUCCAGAAUUGGUAAAAUAUGUAAAAGCCACAGACGAUGACACAUAUGCAGCAGAUAUAUCUUUCAAUAUCGUUGGAAGCAGUCCGUUUGGGGCUCCGUUCCAGAUUAAAAAUGUUACGUAUGACCUGUUUGCAUGGGAAGCAGCUGCGGAAAUUCAAAAUGCUAACUUUCCCGGUUUUGACUUCGAAAAUGGACCACCAAGCUAUGAAUUAUACAUAGAGGCUGUUGAUAAUGAUGGAUUGUCUACGACGUCUACACUAACGGUUGUGAUCUCAGAUGAGAAUGAACCGAUCAGAAUAACCAAUUUACCAUCAACUAUCUACCUGCCGGAGUCGGCCACCGGAAAUGUGUUUUUGUUGACGUGGGAAGAUGAGGAUGUCCCAACAACAACAGCUGCAAUGCCGACCUUUAUGAUUUCAUCCACGCCGUCAAAUGGACCAUUCGCAGUUGACACGUCGGGUAAUAUUAAAGUGGUAACACCGGGAUUGAAUUAUUUAGAGCGAACAUUCUGGACCAUAACUAUAUAUAUCACUGAUCCAGACGGUCUUACUGAUACUGGAGAUUUACAUGUUUGGGUGACAGAUGUCAAUACAGGUCCCGAUAUUACUAAUCUAGACGACACUAUACAGAUUGGUGAAAUGAGUUCAGGAGGGUCGGCUAUAUUUGUUGUACAAGCUAAAGAUGACGAUGAAGAUGAUUAUUUUUGCGUCAUGUUUUCUGAUCCAAACGACGGUAAUUUUUACAUGAAUACAACCACCAAUACUAUCUACGUAAUCGAUUCACCUACUUUGGAUUUUGAGGCAUUGGAUGAAUACAUACUUACUGUGACAUGCCAUGACACAAUGUAUGCUGGGAUACCACAUAAAUUAACGGUUCAGAUCACAGAUGAGAAUGAAGCACCAGAAAUUACAGACUUGCCUGCCACCGUUACUGUACCAGAAGAUGCUAUCAAUUCAGCUGAAAUCUAUGUGGCCGAUGGUUAUGAUAUAGAUGGUGAUGAUCUGAGAUAUUCCAUAACUGUCUCCCCGGCAAGUGGGCAAGGAAAAUUUUACAUAAGUAAUACAACAAACAAUGACUGUCGUAUAAAGAUAUCCAAUAAUCCCAGUUUUGAUUUUGAGACUAUAGACCAGUAUAUAAUUGUGUUGGAGGCAACUGAUGGUGAAUUCACAGCUACUGGUACACUUAAUGUUGAUAUAACGAACACCGAUGAACCCCCUAGGUUUGUGGUCGAUAAUCAAGACAUUCUCAUCGACGAAGAACAGAUUAUUGGAACAGUAGUACCAAUCAACUGGGCAGUAAUUGAUGUCGACGAUGCACUAACUGACCUGAAUUUCGUCAUGAUCGGAGAUACAUAUUCUCCCUACUUCAGCUUUACUUGGGGUUCUACUCCUGAACUACGUGUAGCUCAAAUCAUGGACUACGAAGCUGUAUUUCCUCAACCAUUCUCAAUUACAUUCACCGUGACUGAUCCAUCAGAUGGGAAAGAUUAUCUCAAUGUCAAUAUAUAUCUGCAGAACAUCAACGAUAAUGCGCCUGUAUUCACCCAAGCAGUCUACACAACUUCUGUUCUUGAAAUGGAGUUAUAUGGUACGCUGGUACUUCAGGUUCUGGCCAUUGAUGAUGAUGUUGCCGACCUUAUCACAUACACAAUCCAACCAGCAAGCCUAUAUUUUGACAUUGAUACUCUAACUGGAGAUAUUACUGUAACUCAGUCAAUUGACUUAGAGAUAGUUGGAGAAAUGAUUACCUUCACCGUAGUAGCAACAGAUAAUGGAUCCCCAUUACAACAAACCAUGGCGACAGUAGAUGUGACUGUUCUCAAUGUGGACGACAACGUUCCAUUCUUUGAUAAGCCAUACUGGAAUUGGGAGAUUCGUUAUGACACUGAUGUUAGCUCAUAUGUUAAUAGUGUCUUUGCAACUGAUGCUGAUUUGGGUGCAGAUAAUGUGAGCAGUGGUAUCACGUACAAGAUGUAUCUUUCACAUCCUCGAUUCAACAUGGAAACAGAUGGCCGAGUUAUUGUUUCAGAUAAAUUGCAUCCAGAACAGAAAUACUUAUUAAUCUGCUAUGCAGAAGAUAAUGCAACACCGCCACAUGCAUCGCAUGUUGCCACAAUUCGUAUCGAUACUUUCAUACCACAGUUGGUACUUGUUGACAUAUUCCUGGGGAUUUCAGUAAGCGAAUUCACAGCGGACAAACGAAGGGAAUUUGUUGAUACACUAAAUGGUAUUUUCACCCCAUGGUAUUUCCGUAUAUCUACUGUCCACACGCGUAAUGAAUUACAGGUCACUUCUCGUCGCCUUCUAGAAAAUACGGCAGUUGUGGAGGCAUAUGCAUUAACUAGUGACCUUACGGAAUACCAGAUAAACGUUGAGGAAGUUAAGGAAUUCGUUUAUUUCCAAGAUUUAGUAGGCGCAAUGACAAUCGACUCUACUGGUACUCCAACACCGAUCAUCACCGGCACAGAGUUUGAUACAUUUCCUAUUGUGAAGGUAGAACCCACUUAUGACGUGCAGACAGCGAAUAGUUAUAAUUGGUGGCUCGACACGUUAGAAGGAUUGAUAACAAUAGGCGUUCUUUCUUCAUUGCCUUUUAUUGGUUUUCUUUGUCUAAUGUUAUGCUGCUGCUGGAAGUACAGAUGUUGUGCAAGAUUGGCAAGGUGCUACAAGCAACGCAAGUGUGGUUGUUGUAAAUCAGUGUGUAACAGAUCACAUUUACCUGACGUGAAAGAACAAUCAACACAUGAUGUUCGUCCCUCCAUAAUAAUUAAAGAUGAUGUGGAGCCGAAGACGAAGGGAGAACCGCUGAUAGUGGCACCAGCACAGCCACGUAACAUGCCUGUCCAGGAGAAAUCAUCAGAUAGAAGACUUAGGAACUACAAUGGGCGUUAUUCAAAAACGGCCAGUUUGAGGAAAGAAUAUGAUACUUUCGUUGGUGACAAGAAACCAGCUUUAGCAACAACCGAUUCCAAGAAAGAUGAGUUCGGAAAAGAUGGUUCCAUGAAGACUUUGGAUCAGGGCUCUAAGUUGAAAACAAAAUUGCCAGGCAAAUAUCCAGAUAUUUUUUAA